This is a messenger RNA of Cladocopium goreaui, 2265 nucleotides long. Lineage: Eukaryota; Dinophyceae; Suessiales; Symbiodiniaceae. The record is from the annotation of a GenBank genome assembly.
AUGUCGCAGUUUCAGGAGAAGCUGCUGGAAGCCUUUGGCAAACUCUUGUCCUCCGGUGCGAGAUCACCUCGCAGGUAUAAGGGCACUGUGAAUGUGGACUGUGCUUGUGGUGUAGGUUCCAUUGCGCUCUCCAACAUGGAGGAACGCUUAAGUGCAGUCGGGCUGGUGGUGAAUUUGGUGAAUCGUGUGGGCGAAGGAGUGCUCAAUGAAGGUUGCGGUGCCGACUUUGUGAAGACCAAGCAAAGGGCACCGGCCAAGGCCGAUGUGAUGGGACGCUGGGCCAGCUUUGAUGGUGAUGCCGAUCGGAUCGUGUAUUUCUUCUCGAAGGGACAGGAUGGUUUCUGCCUGUUGGACGGAGACCGAAUCGCCCUCUUGUUGUCCUCGUUCGUGAAAUCCUUGUUGACAGCUGCAGGGGCUGAGGAGAUCAAGGUGGGUCUGGUGCAGACAGCUUAUGCCAAUGGCGCCUCAACCGAGCGCGCCAAGGAAGAUCUAGGCGAUGCGCUGGCAUGUGCCAAGACGGGUGUGAAGCACUGCCAUCACGCCGCCUUGGCCUACGACGUGGGCGUCUACUUUGAGGCCAAUGGGCACGGCACCCUUCUCUUCAGCCAAAAGUUCGUGGACCGAAUGCAAUCCCUGGCCACCAGCAGUCGGAAGCUCGGUUUUGGUGAAGAACUUGGCUCUUGGAUGGAAGUGCUUGGACGACGUCGCUUGCGCUUGGCGCGCGACCGGUCCGGUGCACCGUGGCGGUCCGCUGGGCGCGACGGUGUCCGGGGCGAAGGCACCACGGGCUCUGCAGGGGUCAUGCUUCAUUUCUUCAGCGAUUUCUGGAGCUCUUCUAGGCGCGUCGAGGAAGUGGCGAAAGCAGAGGCUCCGAUUCUUCGCUUCCGCGGCGACCAUGUCGCCUUCGGAGGCCACAUCAAACAUGGGCUGAUUGAGAACGUGGCGUUGGUCUUCGUCAAGCCGCACGCAGCUACACCGCAGGUCUUGAAACUGGUCCCGGACUUCCUUCGUGAGAAGGGCCUUGAGGUCCUGCGCUCUGGUAGCAUUGAGUCCAGGGAGAUUGAGGAGAGCGGGAUCAUCGAUGCGCAUUAUGCGGCCAUCGCAGCAGUUGGAAUGGCCCGGGACGUGACAUCGCUGGGACUCGAAGAAGUGGAGGAGAAGUUCAAAGUUUAUGGAAGGACGCUCCCCGAAGCGGUGGAAGCUGGAGAAGUUUGCAGUGCUGUGACAGCCAUGGAGAUUUUGGACGUGGAUCCCUCCGAGCUCUUGCGUCGCUGCCUCGCAGCAGGCUAUGAGAAACUCAGGUCCGGCCUCUACUGCGCACGCUUGGAAGGUGGCCCGACGGGACAGCUUUUUGUGCUCAAUGGCUUCUAUUCGCGGAUGCGUGAGAAGUUUACCACGGAGGGGGUCACGGUGCAUUGGUUUGUGGUCAGCUGGCAUCAGUCACAGUUGCCAUGGAGCGACUUUCGUCGCCAGGUGAUUGGUGCCACGAAUCCCACGGAUGCCGUGGAAGGCUCUUUGAGAGCCAGGAUCAGAGAUGAGUGGCAAUCCCUGGGUUUGAAAGAAGAAACAAACUAUCAGGACAACGGUGUUCACGCUUCUGCCGGACCCCUCGAAGCUCUCCGGGAGCGCAUGGUGUGGUUGGGUGACGACCCAGAGACGGACACCUUCGGCCAAGAGCUUGCAUCCACCUGUUCCAUCCGUUUAAAGGACCUGGUGGAAAAUCCCAUCCUCGACGUCGAUGGGAAGACCGGCACGGCGUUCGACCUCUUGGAAGAGCUUGACACGCGGCAAACACUGGAGGCAGGGUUCUGCGGGUUCCGUGACGCUGAAAAGAAGGGGGCGGCGGAGAAGUUGCUGCACUUUCGGGAUCUCAUCAAUGAAACCGUUGGGGACGCCAUUUCUAUUUUUCUUGCGGUGGAGGCCGUGCUCUACUUGACGGAUUCAGACUGUGAUGCUUGGCGUGCCAUGUAUGACGACCUGCCCAACCGACAGAUCAAGGUCCUUGUAGCCGACCGUGGCAUCUUUGAGACGACCGAUGCAGAGAGGGUUUGUGUGAAGCCCGCGGGCUUGCAAGCUGAAAUCGACAAGGCAGUAGCCAAGGUGCCGAAAGGGCGCGCCUUUGUUCGCCCCAGCGGCACAGAAGAUGUGGUGCGGGUCUACGCGGAGGCGGAGAGCACAGAGGCAAUGCUGACCCUGGCGCAGGACGUGGUGGAUGCAGUGCAUUCCAUGGCAGGUGGUGUCGGAGAAAAGCCCACCGUGACGUGA